CUUUUUUUUUUCGCUUUGUUUGAUGUAUAGAACAGGACCUAGAUAUCGGGGUACGCCUAAGAAGGCUUCUACGACAACGCAAUGUCAACGAUGUUUAGAAUAUGGACACUGGACAUAUGAAUGUAACAAAGAAAGAAGCUAUAAAGUGCGUCCUACUCGUACACAACAGUUAAAGAAGCCCAUCAAGUUGUAUCAACCAGAAUUACCUAAAGAACUUUUAUCAAAAGAAGGCUUGGCCGAUAAAAUUUUAAAAAAAAAGAAAAAGGAGCGACGUAGGAGAUCGAGGUAAUAAAUGAAAAAUAAAAAACAAGGCUUUGUAUAGAAUGGUAAUUAAAUUAUACAAUUUUAGUUCAUCAUCGGAGUCAGACUCUGAAUCAAGUCGUUAUUCAUCAGAUAGUGAUAGUAGUAGUGAUAGUGAUAGUGACAGCAGCCGAAGCAGCCGAAGCAGCAGUAGAAGCAGUAGAAGCAGCAGUAGAAGCAGUAGUAGCAGUACUAGCAGAAGCAGAAGCAGAAGCAGCAGUAGCAGUACUAGCAGAAGCAGAAGCAGAAGCAGAAGCAGCAGUA
Messenger RNA from Cokeromyces recurvatus, 564 nucleotides. RefSeq names its product zinc knuckle-domain-containing protein. Bases 23 to 289 code for a protein of 88 amino acids. The transcript has 2 exons. Lineage: Eukaryota; Fungi; Mucoromycota; Mucoromycetes; Mucorales; Mucoraceae. The record is from RefSeq and is a predicted model, not a curated record. Gene Ontology annotation, molecular function: zinc ion binding; nucleic acid binding.